CUCCAGUUGCUCUGUUGCUAUGGAGCUUCGAUGGCUUGAUGAUGUGGUGGCCGCGUAGUGGUUCCUCGCUCCACCUCCGCUCUUCCUGUUAUCAAAAGCAGAUCUCCCGGUGAUUGAUACCUGCCUUUCACCGUCUUUUUCUCCUCAACAUCACUUCUUGUUUUUCUUAGCGAACCUUUUGGUGUUGAUAUGCCUUGACGACCCUUGUUUUGAUCCGUACACCAGCACAUUCCAUUCUUGAUUAUUGUCAAUACACCUCACCGUGACAACUUGAUUACCUCUACGAUUUACGAAACCAAACUCACAACAUGCCGUCCCAAGAACGGGACAAUUCUUCCCGCGAUCGGGAACUGGUCCGGCACACGGGCAUUCACACCGAGUCCAGCCGACCUUCUAUCCCAAUGUGGGACAGCUCUGAUCCUGAGCGUGCGCCUCCGCCGCUGCCAUUGAACCCUCGCUCCAUGAGCCCCGCGACCAGAUCCAAUGUGUCGCCCGGAAUUCAAGCUGUUGCGGCCAAGUUCGCCGACAAGGCGAGCGAGAUCGCCCCCAGCACAUAUACGAUAAACCCGAUGCCCAACAAAUCUUCCUCCCCAGAGCGAUCCCUAGUAAAAGGCCAUUAUCACAAGCGUAUGCAGUCGCUACAGCCUGCAGACACCAAAGGCGAUGCUCGCUCCGAGUUUCUCAAUUAUCUUGAGAGUCGGUCACCAGAGCGACCUCUUCGUGCUACUAUUGUCGACCCAACAUCCAAGUCGCCAGAAACGAGCAAGCCGUCUGAUCCUUCCAGGCCCAAGACCGCAGACCGAGAGCUUCCUAGCUUCCUGUCAAGCCGCUACCUCUCGAAACCCAUUCUGGGGGAGAGUACUCCUCCCUCCGCAACCAUGUUAGCCAUCCAGAACAUGCAGCUCCCCGCCGAAUCCGACCCUCCAUCACCCUCGAAACCUCCCAAAAUGAUCGCCGAUCGCCCCGCCGCUGAACCUCAGGGGCACACUAUGGAUACGCUAGCAACACAAAUCCAUAGCCUGACUGAUAUUGCUAGCAAUCUGCAGCGCGAGAUGGCCAAUCUCAGCCGACGAAGCAAGGACAACGCUACCGACCUCAUCAGUCUGAAGGCCGCAACGAAUGCGCGAGAUGAAGAUAUUCGAAAGAGUCUGAAGGACCUCUCGUCCAAUUUGACGAGUAAAUUGCUGGAUGGUGAUCUUACAAGGUUAGAUCUCAGUGCUCUGUUGAAGCCUGUAGACGGCCCUAACCACAGUGAACCGGAUAGUUCUCCCAACUCUAAGAGAAGCUACUCAGUCCCUCGCAUGCCGAGCCCUAAUCCUUUCGCCUUCGAUCGUGAUGUCUGUGGUUCACCCGCACCAAUUAGCGACGGCUCAGCCAGUAUUGCUUUGCUCGAAAAAGUAUUACGCGAGAUGGCUACAAAAGAAGGUGAGGAACGACUGUUGGAAUUGGUCGAUGAGAUCAAAUCACGUCCAGGCACGACCACUUCGGACAAGGAUACCGACACUAAGAUCACCACAAUGCUUGAGGAGAUCCUGAACCUCGUCAAGCAAGACCCCUCCCAGAAUGCCUUGGUGCGCUCUUUAAGACCUCGUGAAACCGUUUCAGCCAAUGACUCCAACACCGAGGCUACCCGAUCAGCCUCGGUUGGUUCCAUCAUCGAUCCAACCGCCACAGUACGGGCUCUCGAUGUGCCGAAAGGUGACAGGGCUCUUGCUGGAAAUGACAACAUGAUGCUCCUUCUCCAGAGCGUAAAGAAUAGCGUCAUGGAAAGCGGCGGAAUGACGAACAGCGUCAAGGCAUUGGUGCGAGAGUUGCGAGGAGAGGUUCUGGGUAUGGGUCGCGACAUCGCCCGCAAGCUGGAGGCUAUCGAGUCGAAUCAAGCAAACGACGAGCCCCAAGAGCAGCCCCAGACUGCCACCCCUGAAGAGAUUGCCUCUGUGGUGAAUGACAGUCUGCACGACCUUCGUGAUCAACUGGCUGCGACCAUCAACGAAAGUCGGCAGCAUUCUUCCGACUUGACACAGAUUCGAGCGGCCAUGAACAGCGCCGAGAUUUACGCUGCAGUGAAGAAAGCCCUCGAUGAGUUUGAGAUCCCCCAGCCCCAACCUGCGGAGCCACAUGGCCCAAUUAUGGAGAAGGAGGACAUUCUGGAGACAGUCCGCGAGGCAUGGGAGACCUACAAGCCCGAGAUUGAACUACAAAAUUUUGGUCUCGAGCGCGACGAAAUUCUUGACUGCCUCUCGGAAGGUCUCAAGGACUACCAGCCAAAGCACGAGCAAUCUGUUACCUACGAAGAGGUUCUUGCUGCCGUCCAAACGGGAUUGCAAAACUUUGUGCCUCCUCCAGUUGACCACCCGCCGAUGAUUACUAGAGAUGAAAUCAUUCUUACUAUCCGCGAGUGCCUUGAGAGACCAGAGCCCGCACCGCGAGGUCUGGAUGAAGAGCAUGUUCAGCAUCUCAACUCUAUGCGCGAGGAGCUCCUUCAAGCAAUCGCAGAGCGUGCAGUUCCCGAAAGCUCAAGAGGCCUGGAUGAGGAGCACAUGAAUCACCUUCACGCCAUGCGAGAAGAGAUUCUUCACGCAAUUUCAGAGCGUGCGAUCCCUGAGAUCUCAAGAGGCCUGGACGAGGAGGAUAUUCAACACCUUCACUCUAUGCGUGAAGAGAUUCUUCAUGCAAUCUCCGAGCGUGCAGCUCCGGACGCUUCUUCCAGAGGAUUGGAUGAGGAGCACAUCAGUCAUCUCCACUCCAUCCGUGAUGAAAUUAUCCACGCUAUCACAGAGCGUGCGGUACCCGAUCAAUCUUCAAGGGGUCUCAAUGAGGAGCACGUCCACCAUCUCAAUGAAAUUCGCGAUGAGAUUCUCAAUGCCCUUAGCGGGCCAAUGGCUACGCAAAGUAUGCUCAGCAAGGAGUCCUACGACUCUGGCCUUGGCCGAGACGAGAUUGUCAGCGCUGUCUCCGAUGGCCUGGAGGCACACUUCACUACUGCAAAGGAGAUGGAAGAGCCACGUAUCUCCCGGGCAGACGUCAUGAAUGCUGUCAACGAUGCGUUCAGCGCCCAGCAUACUGCGCUGAGUAUUGGCAACGACUCACCCAUCACCCGCGAGGAGAUCAUGGCAGCAAUUGCCGAUGGAAUCGAGAUGUCACAAAAGCCCCAGGAACCCAGCAUCUCACGUGAAGAGAUAAUGGCAGCCAUCGCCGACGGCAUUGAAAUGUCGCAAAAGUCCGAGGAGUCAGCUCUUGUACCGAGUGUUCAACCUUCGCUCUCCCGGGAGGAGAUAGUGGAGGCUGUCUCUGAAGCGCUCGAGAAGUCGCAAGAGUCCCAGAUGUCCGCCCUCAGCACCGCCGUGCAGCAACCAAGUAUCACUCGCGAGGAACUGUUCAACGCUGUAGUAGAUGGCAUCGAGAGCGCCAACACCAUGACUCGCGAGAUCGAGUUGAACAAGGAUGAUCUGAUGGAAGCCAUCAGCGCGGGUCUCCAAGAUGCCAGCAGUUCUGCCAAUCUGAACGUUGGUGACCAAGUAAUGACGCGCCUUCAAGAAGUUGUUGAUGGCAUGAAAGAAGAAUUCAAGCAGUACUCUGCAGCCAAUGGCAAGGACACCGAACAGGUACUUGAUGCGGUUAAGGAUGGCCUCGAAGUUGUUCGACGGGAGAUUGAGUCCUAUGUAGCCACGGCGUCUGAAGUCUCCGGGAAAAGUGAGAUCAUCGACACUGUCAAGGAGGGAUUCCGCUUGCUCCAAGCCGAUAUGGAGAAGACCAUCAAUGAUGCCUCUCUUAGCAAUGCGGCUCGUGGAAAUCCUGAUACUACUGAGCUUCUGGACGCCAUGGAGAAGGAGUUUGAGCACCUGCGGGGAACUAUCAGCACUCUGCUCCUUCGCGACAAUGCCACAAGCGACAAGGAUGAGAUACUGGAUGCCAUCCGAGAUGUUUCCGAGCAACAGAAGACCAACGGUGGAGAUGAUGAAGUUCUUAACACCAUUCGAUCAGAGUUCGAGAACUUGCGCGAGCGCAUGGACAUGAGCGUUGUUCGUGCCGAGCCUCGAUCUGACAAGGUUGAGAUCAUCGCCGCUCUUCGAGAGCAUUUCGACAAUCUCCGUGAGGAAAACUUGUCGAAGAAAGAUGGUGCAGAAAGCACCUUCUCUGCCACUAGCGAGCUGCUAGACGCAUUCCACGAUAACAUGGAUGCCAUCCGUGACGAUCUCAAGAGGCUCAUGGAAAAGCCCACCGACUUUGACACCUCCGAGAUCCUGGACACCAUUAAACAUGGCCUCGCUGACUUGAAGCUUGAUAUUGACUCCAUUCGUCAGUCUCGGGAGGAGCUCGAUGUUGCUGAAACCACUCGCGGUGAUGAGGUCAUGCUUGCUAAGGAAGCUGCUUUCGGAAACGACAUCGACAGUUUAAAGACUCUGAUCACUGAACUUCACACCAAGGUUGAGUCCAUCGACUCUACUCCUCGCGCAGCUGAGCCAGACGAAGAUGCACUCAAGCGCAGUCAUCUUGAUGAGGUUCUCAUGGCCGUCCAGGAGAUCCAGGUCGCCAUGGGUGCUAUCGGUGACAUGGGUGCUAGCCAGGAGUUACAUGAGGCCGCAGCCCGCAAAGAGGAUACCGAUGCGAUCCAGGAAAUUCUCAUGAGCACCAAGGCCCAGAUUGAUGACAUCGUCUUCCCGUCUCCGGAUGAAAUCGCUACCUCACAGCAUAUUUCUGCCCUUGAAACCAUGAUCGGCGAGGCCAAGGACAGUAUCGCCAAUCUAUCGACUCGCCUCGAAGCCGAUGCCCCUACCAAGGCUGACAUUGGUGCCCUGGAAGGCCUUAUCAAGGAUGUCUGGAUUGCGCUUGACGAAUUGAAGACCAAGACGAAGGAAGGCGAGGAAGUCGAUGCGGAAGCGGAUACCGACAAACUCAUGAAGUCCGACCUACAGACCGUGGAGGCCAUGAUCUUCGAAGUGAAGACCCAGGUAGAUGAGCUGAAGCUACCCGACGUGGAAACCCUUCCCACCAAAGAGGAAAUCCAGGAGCUAUCGGCGCUCGUCACCGACUUCCGCGAGAAAAUGGAAGCCAACAACGAGAUGACUGCUCAAGGCUUCGAGGCCCGCAAAGUCGAACAUGGUGGUCUCGCCGAAAAGAUUGAGGAGGCCAAGUUCGUCGUUGGCGAAUUGGGUGACGAGCUGAAGAGCAAGCUGGAUGGUAGCACGGAGGGGCUAACCGAGCUCAAGACGCUCCUGGAGGGCCUUGCGCUCACUGCCGAGAACUUCAGCACCGUCGAGAGCAUCAAGGAGCUGACCGAUCUCAUCAACCGAGAGUUCGAGCGUGCUCGUGGCGAAGAAGAUGCUAGUAAGCUCGACAAGGAGGAGCGAGAUGCCGCCGUCAUGGUCAAGCACGACGAGACGCGGGCUGCCAUCAUCGUUGAACUUGGUGUCAAGAUUGACGAGAAGCUUGGUGAUGUCAUGGCGAGGUAUGAAGACGCCCAUGCUUCGCUCCAUUCCAAGUUCUCGGAGUGCGAGGAGCGUGACUUGGCGCAUACCGAGGCCGUUGCCAGUACCAAGGCACUUGCCGAGGAAAUCAAGCUUGUCAUUGGUGAGAUGGGCACUAGUGUCAAUGAGACAUGCGAGCGGAUUGGUGUUGAGACAAAAACUCUCUUCGAGAAGGUUGAUGAAUCCUACAACCGCAUGGAGGAAAUGCAGAAUGAAGUCAAAACACAGCAAGAGCGGUCUCGAGGCGAGACGGAGCGAGCAGCCGCUGCCACUGAACGUGUCGAGAGCAAGCUGCUUGAGUUCCACCCGCAGAUUUUGGAGAGGGUGCAGCAAAUCCUGGACGUUGUAAACCAGCAUUACGAUCACUCUCAGAAGUCCAGCGAGGAAGUCAAGUCCGAGCUCUCUGCUCUGCCAAGCACCAUUCCGACUAUGCUGCCCGCUUUGCCUCCACCAGAGUCGUCUCGGGAACUCGAUGAUCCAGUUCACACCAAGCUCAACGAUCUCCUGGAGCAUGCCAAGAACAAUCAAGUCCAGGAGGUCCUCACUACGCUUCUGGACCACUCGAAGAACGACCAACUUCAUGCCAAGCUUGAUCGUCUUCUAGACCGAGGCUCUGGUAACGAGGAAAUUUAUGAAAAGCUCAACCAAAUCUUCGACCACGCCAGUAGUGGGAGCAGUUCCGUUCAUGAGAAACUUGAUGCCCUCCUCGAUCGCCCUGCCCCUGCAUCAGACUCUGAGCACUCUGUUACACAGAUGAUGAAGCUUGACGAGAUGCACAAGGACAUUAUGGAGAAUACCCGUCGGAUGAACGAGAUGUUUGCUGCUCAGUCCGCCAUUGUUGCCGAGGACACUGAGCGCAAGCGCCGCGAGGCAGAGGAUGCCGCUAUUGCAUUGGAGCGUCGUGUUGCUCAGCGUGAGCAGGUUGAAGCUGAAAUUGUUGGACUUCACGAGGAGAAGGACUCCCUUCUCAAGAUGAUCCACACCUUGAAGAACGAGAAGGACGAACUUGUCAAGCAAAACACCAAGCUCAGCAAGGAGGUUUCCGGUCUCGAGACAGCCCUGGAAAUUCGCCACGAGGAGAUGCAACAGAUGGAGGAGCGUGCCGACGGCUUAGAGAAGCGUAUCCUGGAGGGUGUCCUCGACCAUGCCCGUUCAGUCUUGCUCAGUCGUUCAGGCAGCGUCCACGCUAUGAACUUGAAGCGCAACCGCAGUACACGCUCUUCUCGGGCUCGUGCCCGCAGUCCGAGCGUGAUGAGCACAGCUAGCACCGCCCGCGAUUCCAAGGAUGCCCGAAGCCUUCUCGGGAAUGGAGUUGGCAUGGCUUUGAAGCGCCGAACGCCCGCCAGCCUCCAAGCUGGCCCCAUCCCAAUUCAGCCUAACAUUGGCAAAGAGCGCCGCAUUCUCAGCUUGAACCAUGUGACGGGUAAUCGGGGUGCUGAUCGUCAGGUCAGCGCCAACAGCGGGAUCACCAGCCUGAAGCGCAGCCACUCUGUCAAGUCCAACUUUUCCCUCCGCAAGACUUCCUUGCCUACUCGAACCUCUAUUGCGAACAAAGAAAAUGAGGCUUUCCCCGAGGAGGAAGAGCCCGAAAGUGAGGUGGAGAGCCACGCUGGACUUGAUCGCCGGUCGAGCUAUGCACCCACCGAUCGCAAGACUUCUUACGCCGAAACUUGCACGGACAGCAUGUGCAGCGGUGUCACCGAGAGCGUGGCUUCAACAGAUCGACGCACCAGUGUCAUGAGUACCGGCACCGUUGAAAUGAGUACCGUUGACGGGCACGAGGGUGUCGCCGCCAGUACCAUUGCUGAUGAUGACCAGAGCUAUGUAUCUGGCAGGGAGUCCGAGUCAGACGAUGAUGAUUAUGAUGCUAGGACUGCCCGGGAGGACGACGAUGAAAAUGAUGAGGAGGAAGCAAAAGAUCCCGAGACUGAGGAUGAGUCUUUUGUAAAAGAUGACGCCGACCGACCAAUCUCUGAUACUGCUUCUGCCAUGGAGGCCGAAGUAUUGAAGAUGCUGGAACCUGCUGGUGACAGUGCACUCGGUACCGAGUCAGUGGUCAGUGCUGCUUGAGUUUCCUUUGUUUCAUGGUGACGAGGAGUUUUCGGGUUUCAUUUGUUAUUCCUUGUUUCAUAUACCACUUCUGUGCUUGGUUGUUUAUUUUCUGAUGGGCUUGUAUGAAUCGUUGUAUUAAUUCCUUAUGUGUUUAGUCAUGAAUUAUUAUUAUCUUCUGAUACCUCACUGAUCUCGUGCCGUAGUCA
Molecule: messenger RNA, 7726 nt
Organism: Penicillium brasilianum
Lineage: Eukaryota; Fungi; Ascomycota; Eurotiomycetes; Eurotiales; Aspergillaceae
Source: the annotation of a GenBank genome assembly